Durusdinium trenchii is the source of this 801-nucleotide messenger RNA. Lineage: Eukaryota; Dinophyceae; Suessiales; Symbiodiniaceae. The record is from the annotation of a GenBank genome assembly.
UCAAGCAUUGCGCAUUGCCAUCACGUGGGCGGAAGCAGCCCACCGCCUGCGCGUCGCUGCGUGGAGCGAUGGUGCUUCCCAUCCCCAAUGUGCCCAUGCCCGAUGGCCCCCUACCGGACGAAUGUCAACCCAACGUCCGACGCCUCAAGUACUCCAUCCUCGCGAUGAUCUUCUUCGCCAUCGGUCGGGCGGCAUGCGCCGUGGCGCUGGGCGCGGUGUCCUUCGACUUCUUCGCGUUGCUGAACAUCUUCCUGAGCAUCACCAUGGGCACCUUCAUGCUGAAGGAUGAUGAGCAUUUGCAGAGGUUCUACGAGUGCUUGGCCCAGACGAUUUGCCAAGUGUGUGCGGAUGCCGGUCAGGGAGGAAUGCAAUGCUUGAUCCCCUUUAUGAUCAUGACCCUGCUGAAUGUGUUGAUUGACUUCUUUCAGCGCAUGCCCUUCCUCUCCAUCAUGCCCUAUGGCCUUUUCCUCGCUGGAUCCGAGCUUUCGCAGGCCUGUGCGGUCUACUUUGCUUGCUCCAUCUACCAGCAGAUCCGUGUCCCGCCCGGUGGCAUGGAGAUGGGUUUGAGCGGCGGCUACAACUACGACCGGGUGCAGCGGAGCGACGCGCCGGCGCAGCAGGGCUUCCACGACGCGCGGGCGGAGAGCACGCAGCCGGGCCACUUCGCCAUCUUCCAGGGACAGGGCCAAAGAUUGGGCUCCUGAGAUGGGCGAGCGAAGCACCGAAGAAGGGGGUUGAAGCCACGGUGGGACGCCUAGGGCGGCUCGCCAUGUGGCAGACAUGAAGAAAAGGGACCUGGCC